UUGGGAUUGUAAGAAAAGACUUUGCCUCAAGCUGUACCUGCUCCGGAGAGAACCCUGGUUGCGCCUUUAUUGUAUUUUUAUAUUUGUCGAGUGUUCUUCGUGGAAUUAAAAUGAUGUAAACUGUAUGUCAUGUUACACGGUCCUAUGGUGCCACAGUGAAAACCCUAGCGCAUAAGAUUAAUUCACUGAAUUGGAUCAAACGUUUUGUUUUUGUGGCGUAAUCAAGUAUAGACUCUGACCGGACCCAGGCUGCACCGUGGCCUCCCGUCCAGGUGGAGGCGCUGUGAGUUACCGUCGCACCGAAAACCCGGUAGCUGCCUCUGUCUUUAACAGAACUCACAUGGACUGUUGGCCGGUUCUGUCCCGCGUGCUGGGAAUCGCGUCCGAACUGGGAUCUUUUGGGCAUUUGACGUCUUCACGCAUACCCGAGUAUUCUGUUUUGCCACAGUCCGUAGCUAGUUAUAGGCGGGCGGUGUUUACAUACGUGACACGUGUAGAAUACUAAGAACGCAGCAGACAACCACACCGCGAACUGACACCCCAUCGUUUAUUGAGAACACAAGCGUUUACUGUCACAACAUUAACACAUCGGAAUUGCGGCCCGGUUGUCAAAAUGACAGACAAACUGGAGGAAAUACUUUUAAAGCUGACGCAGCCGGAUAAUACGAUUAUUCAGCAGGCCACUGUCCAGCUGAAAGAGAGUUUCAAAGACCCAAACAUUAUACCAGCCCUGUGUGCUGUCAUGAGCGGGUCCCCGAACUCUCAGGUUCGUCAGUCGGCUGCAGUGAUGCUGAGGUUGAGAGUAAAGAAGCACUGGAGGAAGAUUAGUCCUAAUGACAGAGAGAGCCUAAAGGCGGUGGUGUUGCAGGCCUUCAUGCAGGAAUCAGACCACACAGUGCAACACUCACUUUCCCAGCUCUGUGCCGUGAUGGUUAAACAUGAGACACCAGAUCGCUGGCCGGCCCUGUUGCAGCUCCUUAAUCAGUCCACUAAGAGCAGCAACCCUCAUGACAGACAGGUUGGUCUGUUGCUGCUAAAUAAGGUGAUGGAUUCCAACCCUGAACCUUUCAAACCUCACUAUUGCCAGCUGCUGCAGCUGUUUAGUACAGUGCUGCAGGAUCACAACAACCCAACAGCCCUGUACUACUGCAUCCUUACACUUACUGCCAUAACUGCAUAUACUGGUUCUGAAGAGAUGAAUCAGAUUCGUUCUAUUAUCCCAAAUCUGAUUGUUGCCCUCAAACGCCUCAUUAUAGCAAACCAGGACCAAGCCAGUGAGGCCAUGGAGGUCUUUAAUGAGCUUAUGGAGAGUGAGGUUUCCAUUAUUGUCCCUCAUGUUGCUGACAUUGUGCGUUUCUUCUUAGAGGUUGGCAGUGACUCCACUCUGAGUGACUCUCUGCGUGUUAAAGCUCUCUCUUGCAUUGCCUUCCUGAUCAAACUAAAGGGCAAGACUGUGCUGAAGCAGAAGUUGCUAAACCCCAUUCUGCAGGCCAUUUUCCCCAUCCUGACGGCAGCACCGCCACCUGGUGAACAUGACCCAGAGGAUGUGGAGGAGGACAGCGGAGAUGGCACAGAUAACGAGAAUCCCAAACACUGUGCAGCUCAGAUCAUUGACACAAUGGCACUGCAUAUGCCACCUGAGAAGCUCUUUCAACAAGUGAUGCCCUUUGCCCAGACCUGCCUUGCCAGUGAUGACCCAUAUCAGAAGAAGGGGGGGCUCAUGUGUCUUGCUGUGCUGGCUGAGGGUUGUGCUGACCACAUACGCACAAAGAUGCUGUCAUCAAUGCUGCAGACAGUGUGUCGGAGUCUUUCUGACAGUAAUCAGGUGGUGCGAAGUGCUGGCCUUUUUGCCCUUGGUCAGUUCUCUGAACAUUUACAGCCUGAAGUUAGUAAAUUCUGUGGAGAAUUGAUGCCAUUGCUGUUGGAAUACCUUUCAUCCUUGAGCCAGGCCAAACCUGGACAUGUCACCAAGGCCUUUUAUGCCUUAGAGAACUUCAUGGAGAACCUAGGAUCUGAUAUUGAGCCUUACCUGCCCACCCUGAUGGAGACUAUGCUGUCUGCCCUCAAUAAUGCUGAAAACCUCAAGAUAAAAGAGCUUGCUGUGUCUGCCAUAGGUGCCAUAGCCAAUGCUGCCAAGGAGCUCCUGGUUCCCUACUUCACUCCAGUUAUUGAAAGCUUGAAGGGCUUCCUCACCAAUACCACAGAAGAAAUGAGGUCUGUGCAGACUCAGUCAUUAGAUACCCUCUCUGUACUGGCUCGUAUGAUUGGCAAAGAUGUCUUCAGCCCGCUGGCAGCAGAGUGUGUUCAGUUGGGUCUUAACCUCACUGACACUGUUGACGACCCUGAUUUGCGUCGCUGCACGUAUAGUCUGUAUUCCGCAGUGUCCACAGUCAGCCCCGACUGCCUGACUCCCCACCUCACUGCCAUUACAACAGUCAUGCUACUGGCCCUGAAGUCUAACGAGGGCAUCACGGCACACCUUGAGGAAGACAAGACAUUUGUUUUACUGGAUGAGGAUGAUGAUGAUGAUGACAAUGAAGAAGAAAAAGAUGUUGAUUUUCAGGAAGAUGAGAAUGAAACGGAUGUUCACGAUGUUGCAGGGUUUAGUGUUGAGAACGCCUACAUUGAUGAGAAGGAGGAUGCCUGUGAUGCACUAGGAGAGAUUGCCUUCAACACUGGUGUUGCUUUUCAAUCCUUCCUGGAGCCCAGCUUCCAGCAGGUGUACGAGUUGAGAGAUUUUCCACAUGAGGACGUCCGUAAGGCAGCAUUUGGAGCCAUGGGCCAGUUUUGCCGAGCUCAGCACAAAGUGUGGAAGGAUAAUCCUACUGAAGCCAAUCACCAGGCCCUGCUUAAGCUGUUGGAUGUGGUCAUUCCUUGUUUCCUGGAAACGGUCCGGACAGAGCAAGAGCGCCAGGUUGUGAUGGGUGUCCUGGAAUCCAUGAACAGCAUCAUAAAGUCCUGCAAGGAGGAGGUUUUCAGAAAUCCUUCACGUCUUCAAGAGAUCAGCCACGUCAUCCGGGACGUGCUCAAGAAAAAGACUGUUUGUCAAGAUGGUGGAGCUGAUGAAUCUGAUGAUGAUGAACAACAGGCAGAGUAUGACGCCAUGCUCCAGGAAUUUGCUGGAGAGGGAAUCCCUCUGGUGGCCUCCUCUGUUCCUGCAGACAGCUUUGCCCCCUUCCUCAAUGACCUGCUGCCUCUCAUCAUGAACAAAGCAAAAUCCUCCUGCACAGUGGCAGACCGAUCUUUUUCCGUGGGAACUAUUGGAGAGAUCCUCGACGCGCUCGCCAGCGUUCCAGGGGGCCAGAGAUUGGCAGGUCGACUGUCCAACCGUUUGCUUCCUGUGCUGGUAGGCGGCGUGAGGGACAGUGAUCCUGAGGUUCGCAACAACAGUGUGUUUGGACUGGGAUGUCUGGCUCAAGCAGCUGGACCCAUCGUUGUCACAGACUAUCCUAUGAUGCUGUCUGUAUUCUCCAACCUGCUGGCCAAAGAGUCAGACCUCAGGGUGAUUGACAACCUGUGUGCUGCCCUCUGUAGGAUGAUUUUAAGCAAUGUGGAUGCAGUCCCACUGGAACAGGUCGUGCCUGCCCUGGUGACACGUCUUCCACUCAAAGAGGACAUGGAGGAGAACAAGACUGUGAUCAAAUGCCUGGCUUUGCUCUACACUCACAGUCCUGCUCUGAUUGUGAAGCUAAUGAAGCCCAUAGUUUCUGCUUCCAGUCAUGUCCUGGGCAACAAGGACGUUGAUCAAGAAAACCAGAACGCUUUGGCCAUGCUGAUAAAAGAAUUUGCCCAGCACCACCUGGCAGAUUUCCAAGCUGCUGUGAGCUCCCUCAACGCUGAGCAACAGGCCAAACUCAGCGCUGCCAUGUCUGCCUAGUAGCCUCCAGGCCUCUUCCACUGUUCCACUAAACACCAUCUCUGCAGCACUUCAACCUGUCUAAUAUAGUUACUGCAAACAACGUUAAUGCUUUGGACUAUUUACUUUUAAUUUAUUUACUUGAUUGCAUGCUGUUUGAGUUCUGUUAUUUCAAGAGUUUGCCAUCCUGUUGUUACCAGUGACUUUAGUUUUUCACUUGUUCUGAGCUGAUUUUUGCUUAUACACUGCAAGGUUUGAUAUAAAAUUAAAGCUUCAGAAAGCGAAAUCUAGCAACAUUUGUUAAUAUGGAGAGCAGUAAUUCGUGGCAGGUUCUUUAUUGCCCCUCAGAUGUCUCUUUGUUUCUGAGUCUCUGUACGGUCAGCCGGCUGCUUUUUCAUGUCCAGUGCCAUUGAGAUCUGCACCGGAGUCAGGCCCUUCUCCCCUGACACAAACACAAGAAGGCACGUUUGUUAGUAAUAUUAUAUUCAUGCCACACAUUUACAUUAUUAACCCAAAGUCAUAACACUCUAUCAGCUUUUAAAUUAUAUAUACUGUUAACCUGCAACUUGUAAAUGUCCAACAUGUAAAUGAAAAAGAACAGUGUAACGUCAGCAGAUGAGACUGAGGGCAUCUCCAUGUGAAGCAGAGCAGAGGUGGAGCGCUGCCGUGGGUUUAAGCUCUGCUCUCCCACCUGUACAUCUCCACGGCAGGAUGUUCAUUCCAGUACGGCAGAGGGAGCGGUCGGUGUGGGCCUCGGUGCUGUACAGGACCUCCUGCAGCUGUUUAUCGCCAGGCCUCUUGGCUUUUACCCUCACCUGGAAGAGGAGAGAGGAUGCUGUCGCUCUGUUUCACUGCCAUAAACAAUAUUUGUUUAUAUUCAGGAAAGAAAGUAAAAUGUGAUUUACCUCCAGAAUGGUGGUCUCUUUCUC
Molecule: messenger RNA, 4785 nt
Organism: Betta splendens (Siamese fighting fish)
Lineage: Eukaryota; Metazoa; Chordata; Actinopteri; Anabantiformes; Osphronemidae
Gene: ipo4
Product: importin 4
Exons: 30
Coding region: 614-3877 (1087 amino acids)
Biological process (GO): protein import into nucleus
Cellular component (GO): nucleus; cytoplasm
Molecular function (GO): small GTPase binding; nuclear import signal receptor activity
Source: RefSeq, a predicted model, not a curated record